GGUUUUCUCUUGUAGGCGUCGACCGCAGCUCUCCUUGAGGAAGCUCGCCCUGACGACUCAUAUUUUCCUCUAGAUGAGCAUCCACAUCCAAUAAAUCCAAUAUGGUGCCCUAUUCAUUUCCUGCCUUGCCGUAGUGGUCCAACGGCUUCGUACAAGAAAGGAUUGCCGAUAUCUGCCGGUUUUGUGACCGAUCAUCUUUAAUAUGGCAAGAUCGCCGGAGCAGCUUCAGUAAUGAGACCGAAAUUCAGAUUAUCCCAGGCCUGAUAUACACGUCUUCAAGGAGGCCUGUCUACGUCCACAGCGCCAAUCUUGUAAGACCCCUGCAGCAUCCUUCCACGUCCCCACAUCACUGCUUAGCUUUUCUUGUCCUGGACUCCUCCAUCAUGUCAAGCCCUAGCAGCAGCCCAGAGAGAGAGGGAGGGAUGGCAGGUUCUGUUCAACUGGAGGACCUCAACUCGCCUCCCGGACUGGAAACUGACCCUCGUUUUGUUGGCAGCCCAGUUCUCAGUCCAGACUCAAGUUCCCAUGAUGCUGCGCUCUCCGGCCCGGCAGCCUCCCCUGCUGACUCAGAGAACCUCAGUCCAGAUGAGCUCGAGCUUCUGGCUAAACUGGAGGAACAGAACAGGUUGCUAGAAGCAGAUUCCAAAUCCAUGCGCUCAAUGAGUGGAUCUCGGAGGAAUAGUGGCUCCUCUCUGGUGUCAAGCUCAUCUGCGUCCUCUAACCUGUCCCAUCUGGAAGAAGACACUUGGAUCCUGUGGGGACGCAUCGUCAACGAGUGGGAUGAGUGGAGACGAAAGAAGGACAAACUUCUGAAGGAGCUUAUAAGGAAAGGCAUUCCUCAUCAUUUCCGAGCAAUCGUUUGGCAGUUGUUAUGUAAUGCCACUGACAUGCCAGUGAAGAAUCAGUAUUCUGAACUCCUGAAGAUGUCCUCGCCCUGUGAAAAACUCAUACGCAGAGAUAUUGCCCGCACAUAUCCCGAACACGACUUCUUCAAAGGCCAGGACAGCUUGGGACAGGAAGUUCUCUUUAAUGUUAUGAAGGCAUAUUCUCUGGUGGAUCGUGAGGUUGGUUAUUGUCAGGGCAGUGCCUUCAUCGUAGGGUUGCUUCUUAUGCAGAUGCCGGAGGAGGAGGCUUUCUGUGUGUUUGUCAGACUAAUGCAGGAGUACAGGCUCAGAGAGUUGUUUAAACCCAGCAUGGCUGAGCUGGGUCUGUGCAUCUACCAGUUUGAACACUUGCUACAGGAGCAGUUGCCAGAGCUGAACGUUCAUUUCCGUUCUCAGAGUUUCCAUACAUCUAUGUACGCCUCGUCCUGGUUCCUCACUCUCUUCCUCACCUUCCUGCCCCUGCCAAUAGCUACACGUAUCUUUGACAUCUUUAUGUAUGAGGGUUUGGAGAUCAUAUUCCGAGUUGGAAUAGCGAUAUUGCAGUACAACCAGACAGACCUCAUACAGCUAGACAUGGAAGGAAUGUCACAGCACUUUCAGAAGGUGAUUCCACAUCAGUUUGAUAGCUGCCCGGAUAAACUUGUACUACGGGCCUAUCAGGUCAAAUACAAUCCCAAAAGAAUGAAAAAAUUAGAAAAAGAAUACACCACCAUUAAGAACAAAGAGAUGGAAGAACAGAUUGAAAUUAAGAGACUACGCACAGAAAAUAGACUACUGAAGCAGAGAAUAGAGACACUGGAGAAAGAGAGUGCUGCAUUAGCAGACAGGUUGAUUCAGGGUCAGGUGACACGAGCCCAGGAGGCAGAGGAGAACUACGUUAUCAAGCGUGAACUGGCUGUGGUUCGGCAGCAGUGUUAUACAGCCAGUGAGAGUCUGGAAAAAGCUCAGGACACCAUACGUGAACUUCAGCAACACAAGUAUACAGAGGAGUUUGUGAGUGGGCUGCGAACUCAGUUGGAACAGUCUCGUCUACAGGAAGCAGAACUGCUCGGGGCUCUGAAAGAAAUGCAGGACAAAGUGCUCGAUCUGGAGAAGAGGAACAACUCUCUGCCUGAUGAGAUUAAUGUAGCUCAGCUGCAGGAGGAGCUGAAGCUGGUGAAACUGAGAGAGCAGGAGACCCUACGUUCCUUCAGAGAGAUGCAAGAGGCCGUUACUGAUCUCAACCACUGCUGGCAGAAUCAUACGUCCCGUGGAGGAGGAGGAGGAGGCCAUUGGAAAGAGUCUCCUAAGAAGAAUGCGUUGAAUGAGCUGCAGGAUAAACUGAUGAGUUUGAGACUGCGAGAGGCUCAGGGUCAGGCUGAACUCAAAGAGGUCAAACUUAAAAACCUGCAGCUGGAGAGCCAGAACCAAAUCAACUGUAAACUAGUUGGCAGACAUGAGCAAGAGAGCGCCAGCCUGCAGGAGAGACUGCAGAAUGCUCUUUCUCACAACAAAACACUACAAAGCCAGCUCAACGAAAUGAAGAGAAAGCAGGCCGAGUUUGACUGCAAGAGCAAAGAAGAGGUGAUGGCAGUGCGACUAAGAGAAGCUGACAGCAUGGCCGCCAUGGCUGAACUCCGGCAAAAGAUAGCCGACCUAGAAAUACAGAAAGAGGAAGGACUGAUCCAAGGUCAGCUGAAUCACUCGGACUCCAAACAGUAUAUAACUCAACUGAGGCAGGAGAUCGCUGAACUCAAGAACGAGAUCAGGCAGCUGCGUGGACAGCGCUCCAAGUUCCAGAAUACCAGUGGUGGCGCUUAUCAGGACCUAUGUUUGGAAAGCCCAGCAUCUGCAGAAGGCGAUUACCUCAGUUCAGACGAGGACCUUCUUCAGAGCCACCUGCCUGUGACCGCCCUGUAUCCGCAUCACUCGUCACCUCGUCUGGACAGUCAAGGCAGCACGGACAGCGAUGAUCCAGCAGGUUUCCGGUACGGCCCUCCUCCUUCUCCAGUGCCCUGGUUACCUGUCAACUGUAGAGACAUAGCAGACAAGCAAGGGCUCAACAGCAGAGACUGUUCUCUGACGAGUCCUCGGAGGGAUCUGGCCCACAAACACUGCAGCUUAUGUGGCAAGGUUUACUCAUCUCUUGCUCGCCUGGAGUCUCACGUGUACAGAUCGCAUGGUAGUCAUCAUCAUGGACGCUCUCUGGUAUUCCAUGACAGCAAAGACCCAGUUAUGGCAUGCAGGGUAAAGGAACGAACAUUUGAGUGUAAGGAAUGUGGGAAGGUGUUCAAACGCUCAUCCACUCUGUCCACCCAUCUCCUGAUCCACUCGGAUACACGGCCAUAUCCCUGCCAGUACUGUGGCAAGAGAUUCCACCAGAAAUCCGACAUGAAGAAACACACCUUCAUACACACCGGAGAAAAGCCCCAUGUGUGUAAAGUGUGUGGUAAAGCCUUCAGUCAGAGCUCCAACCUGAUCACACACAGCAGAAAACACUACAGACCCUUCAGCUGAACACACACUUUUUCCUUCAGGAGGACCCACGUGGCUACUGAACCACAACCUUUGUGAAUGUACAUAUAUUAGCUUUACAAAACACAAAAAGUAUUAUAAAUUAUCAAGUGCAUAUUCUCUUCUA
Messenger RNA from Rhinichthys klamathensis goyatoka, 3504 nucleotides. RefSeq names its product ecotropic viral integration site 5 like (gene evi5l). The transcript is spliced from 24 exons. Lineage: Eukaryota; Metazoa; Chordata; Actinopteri; Cypriniformes; Leuciscidae. The record is from RefSeq and is a predicted model, not a curated record. Bases 384 to 3380 code for a protein of 998 amino acids.